Messenger RNA from Amblyraja radiata (thorny skate), 3488 nucleotides. RefSeq lists its product as uncharacterized. The transcript is spliced from 7 exons. The record is from RefSeq and is a predicted model, not a curated record. The coding region runs from base 870 to 3017 and encodes 715 amino acids. Lineage: Eukaryota; Metazoa; Chordata; Chondrichthyes; Rajiformes; Rajidae.
AGACACAGAGACAGAGACGAUGCAGCAACGAGCGUUCUGCAGAGGGAUCCCUGUGUUGGCGUACAGCGUCGCUCCUUCCUUCACCUGCACCGUACAUGGGUCGGAAAGAUCGGAUUAACUCCCCCCUCCCCAGCGCUCUGGCAAUCGGACUGAAGAACAAGGUUCAAGUGAUCUCCAGAGGCUACAAUCUCUCUCCCCCACCCUCCCACUGGUGGUUUGAGUGGCUGAGGAUCGAGGAUACCGCUGGUUUGGAGUUUUACCGUUGGUGUAGGCUUAAGAGGUCCAAUAGGCCAAGGUAAAGGACAGCCAUCUUGGGGGGAGUAGCGAUCCCUGCUCAUUAACACUGCCUUACACACAAUAAGGAACAAUGAUCACAUUUACACCACGCCAAUUCGGCCCUUCGGCCCAACUCUGCCCAUGCUGACCCAAAUGUCCCAUCCAAGCUAGGCCAACCAUUUGGCCCAUAUCACUCUGAACCUUUCCUAUCCAUUAUCUAUCUUUUAAAUGGUAAUCAGUGACUUUUAAUUUGUACCUGUCUCAAUUACCUCCUUUGGCAGCUCGUUCCAUACACCCACCACCCUCUGAGUGAAAUAUUUGCCCUUUAGGGGCCUUUUAAAUCUUUUCUUCCCCCAUCUCACAUAAAAGUCCACUGGUUAUUGAUCACCCUAUUCAGGGUAAGAGACCCUAUCUAUCCCCCUCAUGAUUUUGAGCAUCUCCGCUAGAUCACCCCUCAGCCUCCAGAGCUCCAAGGAAUAAAGCACUUGGCUGGCCAACCUGCCCCUCUAGUUCGGGCCCUCGAGUCCUGGCAACAUCAGAGGGGGGAGGAUGGGGUUUCAGCGACCCCUCUGGCUUUAGUUGGAGAGGGGGGGAUGGAUAUGAUGUUGUCAGGCCCCCAGGUCUAUGGUGCCAGCUGCCUGCCCUCUGGCACUGGGGACUUGGUGACCAGGCUCCCUCCACAAGGCCCGCCGGCCAACGGCUCCUGGCCCCUGCUGCCCCCCGCCAGGAGCUGCUGCUGGGGACGGGGUGCAUUGGGGCCGGCUGAGGACGGGGCCCGGCAGCUGGGGCCGAGCCAGGAGGCGGUGGGGCCCACCGGCCGUGAGAGGGUGCAGCAAGGUGGCGAGGCAGCACCCGGAGAGGGAGCUCCGGCCGGCGAGGACGCAGAGGGCGAGUCCUGUCACGGAGCUGGUCUCCUCGCAGAGCUAGAGGGUGGCUCCUGCCAUGGAGCAGGUCCCCCUGUGGAGGUGGAGGGUUGGCCCUGUCAUGGAGUUUGUCCCCUCGCUGAGCUGGAUGAUGGGUCCUGUCAUGGAGCUGGUCCCCCCCUGGAGGCAGAGGGUGGGUCCUGUCAUGGAGGUGGUCCUCCUGUGGAGCUAGAGGGUGUGCCCUAUCAUGGAGAUAGCCAGGAGAAUGGGCCCAUUGAUAGAGCUGGCCUGAUAGUGGAGAAGGGGAGGGGGCCCCCUGAUGGAGCUGACCCCAGUUUGGAGGCAGGUGAUGGGCCCUACCGUGGAGCCAGCGGGGAAACUGGUGGGCCCCCUCAUGGAGCAGGCCACACCGUGGAAUUACAGUGUAGGCCCUGUCACGGAGCUGGCCAGCUGGGAGACCCACGGGACUGUGGUGAUGGCGAUGGCAAAGAUGGUGCCUUUACAGAGGAGAUGGAACUCCAGCGACGACAGUGUGCCCGUCGGAGAACCCAGGCGGGCAAAGAGAACGCGACGGAAAUGAAAGGCGUGUUGAAAACCCAUCGCCAUGUAUCCCUGGAGCUCUCUGGUCCCAUCUCUGUGGCUCCCACAAGGCCGGUAACCAUGACGAUGGACGCCAUUGAUGGUCAGGCCUAUGGAUCCUGGGAGUUCUCCGGUUCCACCUCAGUUGCUGCCAAAGGCCCAGUAACCACGGCGAUGGGGGCUAUGGAGGAUCGGGCCUUUGGAUCCUGUUCCACCUCGACUGCUCCCACAAGCCCAGUAACCACGGCGAUGGGCGCCAUGGAGGAUCGGGCCUAUGGAUCCAGGGAGUUUUCCGGUCCGAACUCAGUUGCUCCCACAAGCCCAGUAACCACGACGACGGCCCCCGACGAUGACUUUGGGACGUUCGAGCAGGCGGGGAACCUGGUGGUGUGGGCAGCGGCGGCGGGGCCCGUGUGGCUGGAGGACGAGAAUGGGAUCGGCGGCAGCGGGAACCAGGAGGACAAGGCGCAAGACGGAACGUGGGCACCUUGGCCUGAGGAACUUGCAGAAACCGUACAGCACGGAACAAGUCACGGGUUCGGUGACGGAGCGGCGGAGAGCUGGGAGAGCACGAGUCCUCGCGGCAGCCCCGGCCCCACCUCCAGCGGUGCCUGGCAACCCUUCCAGCGGGGCAGUAUGGGCAGCGGCUUCGGUGCUUUCCCGCUGAGCGAGCGGCAGGCGGCGCGGUGUGGCCUCGGACAGCCCUGGUGGCUCACCGGCACGCCGGUGCGUACAACCUUCCCAACGGAGGAUUCUUCCGUGUCCGCACGGGGCAGAGGUGACGUGGAGUCCGUGUUGCGCUCUUGUUUCCCCGCCGUCCCCUGCAGCAGCGGCACAUGCGAUGCAUGCCCCACUCUGGGAUGCAUUCUGGACGGCACUGAUGCGACCGGGGAGGAAGGAGCCGCCAGGAGCCGGGCCAGCGAGUUGUGGGCGACUCUACGGGACGUGGAUGAGGCCGUCGGCCUGAAGCAGCGACACGGGUGCCGGAGUCACGGGCUGCUGCUGGCGGCACUGAGCGUGGAUCCUGCCCUCACGGACCCCCCGCUGGGCGGCAUGACAGCCCUGGACCCAUCCCCGCUGUCCGCCAGGGACAACAGGUUGGAGACGUUCCCGUCUCCGGUCAGCUCCGGCUGGGAUCCCCGGGACUUAACGUUGAUCAAGGACUCGCUCCCCCAGCACCAGGUGAACGGCCUCAGCCCCAGCCAUCGCCUCCAGGCCUUCUUUUAUCAGUGGGCGCAGGCCGACAGGAACGGGAGGAACAAGAGUGCCUGCGAUGUCAACAAGAACCACAUGGCGUGAGACCCGGGGGGGGGGGGCGACCCUCUCCGUCUCUCGGAGAACUCUUUUACAUGGACUUCUAACUCCAAGUUGUGACAUCCAGGACAGUUUCACAAGUUAUCGGAGUAGAAUUAGGCCAUUCGGCCCAUCGAGUCUACUCCACCAUUCAAUCAUAGCUGAUCUCCACCUCCUAAUCCCAUUUUCCUGCCUUCUCCCCACAACCCUUGACACCGUUCUAAUCAAGUUUGCUCUUGGAAAAGGUGUAAGGCAAUGGGGAUGGUUCCUAAGGGGUGGGGAAUUGUAGAAAUGUAGAUAUUCCCGAAGGAUUGGAGCAAUAUUCCUGAAACCACCAUUGUUUUUCCUGCAUUUCAGAAUGCCAGGAGCAAAUCCAGCUGUUUAGUUUAGUUUGGUUUAGAGAUACAGCGUGGAAACAGGCCCUUCGGCCCACCGAGUCUGUGCCGACCAGCGAUCACCCCGUACACUAACACUAUC